GUUUUUACCUUUGAAGACAAUGUUAGGACCAAGAUAUGAUGACCAGGUUGCUGAAGAAAACCGUUUCCACCCAAGUAUGUUGUCCAACUACUUAAAGAGUCUGAAGGUUAAAAUGGGUUUGCUGGUGGACCUGACCAACACCACUAGAUUCUAUGAUAGGAAUGAUAUAGAGAAAGAGGGGAUUAAAUAUAUAAAACUUCCGUGUAAAGGGCAUGGUGAGUGCCCUACACCAGAGAAUACAGAAACGUUUAUCCGUGUAUGUGAACACUUCAGUGAUAAGAAUCCGUCAGAGCUUAUAGGUGUCCAUUGCACACACGGUUUCAAUAGAACUGGAUUUCUGAUCUGUGCCUUUUUGGUGGAGAAGUUGGACUGGAGUGUUGAGGCAGCUGUGGCUACUUUUGCUCAGGCUAGACCACCGGGCAUUUAUAAAGGUGACUAUUUGAAGGAACUGUUUCGGCGUUAUGGAGAUGAAGAUGAUGCACCUUCACCACCCGAGCUACCGGAAUGGUGCGUUGAUGAAGAUGAUGAUGAGGAGGAUGAUAACGGUAAAAUCGGAGGCCAAGAAUCAGAACCUGGGUCAUCAGGCUCUUCUUUUGGCAAAAGAAGAAAAGAACGCCUAAAACUGGGUGCAAUUUUCUUGGAAGGAGUAACAGUUAAAUCUGUGACCCAGGUGACAACGCAACCAAAGUUAGGAGGGAUACAGCAAAAAUGUCAACAGUUCUGUGGAUGGGAAGGGUCUGGAUUCCCUGGAGCACAGCCUGUUUCUAUGGACAAGCAAAAUAUUAAAUUUUUAGAGCAGAAGCCAUACAAAGUUAGCUGGAAAGCAGAUGGCACUCGGUACAUGAUGCUGAUUGAUGGCAAAAAUGAAGUUUACAUGAUUGAUAGAGAUAACUCAAUUUUUCAUGUAUCUAAUUUGGAAUUUCCAUUUCGUAAAGAUCUACGCAGUCAUCUAGCAAAUACUCUUCUAGAUGGGGAAAUGAUCAUCGACAAAGUUAAUGGGCAGAUUGUCCCUCGGUACUUAAUAUAUGACAUUAUUAAAUUUAACGGGCAGCCAGUUGGAGAUUGUGAUUUUAGUGUUCGGCUUUCAUGUAUAGAGAAAGAGAUUAUAUUUCCCCGGCAUGAAAAGAUGAAGUCUGGUCUUAUUGACAAAGCACAGGAGCCAUUCAGUGUUCGAAACAAACCGUUUUUUGACAUCUCCAAUGCAAGAAAGGUAAACUCGAUUCAGGUUGUUUCUUAUGUUGUGGUGCUGAAGGCAGUAGUGCUGUCUUGA
Messenger RNA from Tinamus guttatus (white-throated tinamou), 1270 nucleotides. The record is from RefSeq and is a predicted model, not a curated record. Lineage: Eukaryota; Metazoa; Chordata; Aves; Tinamiformes; Tinamidae.